CCCGAAGCUAAACACAAGAUUUUAUCAACACGGUGAGAUACAAAUAAACUCUGCCAUUACUGCUACAGCAGAGUGUCCAGAUAGAGGCUAACUCGUCACAUUAAUUUAACAACUACUACAGGUGACUCAAAGUAGGAACGCGUGAUGAAUAACAUUUCUUUGUAACUACAUCAGCAGCAGAAAGUCGACACCUCACAAGAAUUUGCAGGACUUCCUUAAUCAUUGUGGAAAGACUGGAAACUACCGGAGCUGACAGCUGCUUUACACCCUCCCUCCUGCACUUUCUGACAUGGCGACUAAGCUCGUGUUGAAGUUUUUCCGUCCCCCUGUGCUCACACAGCUGGCGUCCCUGUCCCGGGGGAAGGCGGCGGCUGCAGCUGGGAUCAGGUGUUUCUCCAGUGACCCGCCACAGGAGAACAUCAGUCGCUAUCCAGUUCCUUACAAGAAAGACCUACCCUUUGAUAUAGUGGCGCUUAUGGAGGAAGUUGAGUCAAAGGGAGGCUUUUUGCCCAAUGUCUUCAAAGUCCUGUCUCACAGACCAGCAGAGUUCAGAGCCUUCUUCGCCUACUACAAUGAGCUCAUGAACAAGGAGACAGGGGGAUUGACCAAAGCCGACCGUGAGCUGAUUGUAGUGGCCACCAGUACCCACAACAAGUGUCUUUACUGUGUGAUCGCCCAUGGUGCAUUGCACCGCAUCUACUCGAAGAAACCCACUCUUUCCGAUCAGGUUGUCGUUAACUAUAAGAAUGCAGAGCUGUCACCACGGGAGCGCGCCAUGCUGGACUUUGCCAUGGCUGUGUGUCGCUCCGACACCAUCACAGAGCAACACUUGGAGUCUUUGGAGAAAGUGGGCUUUGACCGCGAGGAUGCGUGGGACAUCGCUGCCAUCGCUGCUUUCUUUGCCAUGUCCAACCGGCUCGCCCACCUCACUGACAUGAGGCCAAACGUAGAGUUUUAUAACAUGGGCCGUGUACCUCGGGACAAGAGCAAGGACAAAGGGAAAGAGAAAGGGGAGUAGUGUUACUGACAAGACAAUCAGAUGCCAUUGUUUAUUUUUGUCUCCCUCUCAUGUGAACAUGUGGUUUCUUAUUUAUGCUUAAAUGAGGUGCAAUAUCAGAACUAAAGGUGUCCAACCUGAGCUGCAAUUAAAUUGAACGCCAACACUAGGGAUGGGAAUUGAUAACAUUUGUCAAUCCUGUCAAUUGUUUCCAUUAUUGAUUCCCGAUACUAUUUCUGCCUGGGAAAAAAGUAAGCCCACACUGGUUAUCAGCAUCAGUGCAACAGUUUUAUUUUCUCUGACUUUGUACACAGUGUAAAAACAGUAGAAAAAGGCAUGUGACAGCCUGCCAUCGUCUAAAAUGGACUAAAUAAGAAAACAUUUGUACAGCAUACAUCGUCAAUUAGAUUUUCUGUCAAAGAAAAACCUGCUAAGCCUGCCUGUGUGGUGCUAACAGGAUAUUUACCCUCGGUAACAGACGUGGUGCUCAGCUGGGAAGCAGUGGCUCUUGUGCAAAGAGUGUCAGAUACAUGGCAUUUCUGGAAUUUAAGCCUGCGUUGCGUAGAGUUGUUUCCGCAUAUUGCUGGUGUUUCCAUCCUCAGCUGAAAUCAUCAUCUUAUGGACAAUACAAGCAGCACUGUUGAAAUGAAGCCACGUUAUGGAUCGUUUCCUAAUCACUGCCAUGAUUCCUUGUUUCAAGUUUCCAGCACUAUGAGUUUGACAUCAUUUUGCAAUGCACAUUAUCAGAAAAACAUGCCGUCUAUGAUGAAAGGAAUUAAUAAGCUCCAGCCCUUUUUACGCUGUCGGUUCAAAGCGGGAAUAUCACACCUUCAUGCUGCCUUGUGCUGUAUUUAAGGUACGUGGUAGGUGCCUUUAAUGUUCCACUGGAGAUAGUAACAAUGCCGAAACAGUGGCCGAAUAAACAGGACAGUCUGCGGGAUGGGAUCAUGGGUGGCAUGGGUCUAAUGUAAUGUUUAGACAACAUGUCAUGCGUGCAACCCAAUGUGGGAGAUUAAAAAAAAUAGCUGUUAGCAAUUAGCAGCUAACUCAGAGAAGAAGAACAGCGGCUGUAAAUUGGUGCGUUAAUGCCAUUGUUAUUGUGUCAAAAGUGCUGCCAACGCGCGUGUUACACACCACACCAGAGGCCAACGCUGCCUUGCCACACAUCAUGUUCGCCACACCGCUCCCAAUUCAGCAAAGAAUGAUGCCGCCGUUGUUUGAUUCUGUGUAAAAAUGCAAAGUAGGCAUAAAGACGGGACUGUGCGAUCUGUGUGUAAAAGGGCCUCUGAGGCAUAUACAAUUCUGAUGCAUUCACACAAUUUGGAAGCGGUUCUCAAUGCCCAUACCUAGAUAACACUGGAAUUAGUAAGUUUGUCCUGAGAUGAUAAUUUAGGUUCUAAAGUCGCUUGACUGAGCCAGGGUAGGCGUGUAGAACAACCAGAGACUGACAUGGGAAGGAAGUGAAAUAACUGACCUUAUUGAUAUUUUAGUACAGUGGUUCUCAACUGGUGGGUCGCGGUCCAAAAGUGGGUAGCAGGUCCAUUCUGAAUGGACUGCAAGUGACUCGCAAAUGUGUCAAGUCUGUAAAAAAACACUUUAUUUUGAAAUACAGUGAAUAUCUGGCGCAUAGCUUUUAUUUUGAAGUGCCAUUCCCUGCUGUAGAGUGAAUGAAUAACGGACAGUCACUUGGCAGUGACAGCAAACUAGCUCGACGACACGGCCAAACUCAAGUAUGAUGCUGAGACUAUUAAACAGUGGACCUUGAACUAAUGGCUACGGAGAAAUCUGGACCAGAUGGGAACCACUGUUUUAGUAAAUUCUUCAAAUCAAUCAAAAGUCUCCUACUGUAUCCAAAGUGUUUUUACUGGCACUCCAGUUUGAACAGAGCACUUAAAGCUCCCUCAGUUUUCUUUACAAUCCUUACAUGUGCAAAUGUUAAGUAUAUGUGACUCUGUCUUGCUCAUUUAGAUGACGAAGAAGCAUGAGAGAGGCAUUCUUGAGUUUGAUGUGCACCUUCCUGUGUGUUGAAGGGGCAGACAUGCUUCUGCUGGUGUAUGAUUUGUCAUUGUGUGUAACUGUAGUCAUUAUAUGUGCUGAUUUACCUUGUCAUUUAGAAUUUAAGGUGGCUCAAGUUGUUCACUGGACACUUGCCACAUGGUGGGGAAAAGUUACUCUUUUGCAGCUAGUUGUCCAUUUACAUAAAACUUAAUGGAACAAUGUCGCAGUUGUCUUUUAACUUCCUUGUUUAAAACCUAUGAAAAAUAAUCACAUGAAUCUCAAGCCAGCUCUUCAUUUCCCUGUUCUCCAGUUUAAUGUGCUCUGUGUUAUGAUGUGUGGCUCAAUGCACUGCUAGUGCGACGUCCAGGAAGAGUGUUAAAUUACAAGCAUUGUUCAUGCAGCAGUGAAAGCUUGUUAUAAAUAAACUGCUUCCUUCAGGCUUCCUUUUAUUUUCUAAAUAAACUGUUUUCUUGAACA
Molecule: messenger RNA, 3472 nt
Organism: Epinephelus lanceolatus (giant grouper)
Lineage: Eukaryota; Metazoa; Chordata; Actinopteri; Perciformes; Serranidae
Molecular function (GO): peroxiredoxin activity
Source: RefSeq, a predicted model, not a curated record